This is a messenger RNA of Ambispora leptoticha, 528 nucleotides long. NCBI's taxonomy places the organism in Eukaryota, Fungi, Glomeromycota, Glomeromycetes, Archaeosporales, Ambisporaceae. The record is from the annotation of a GenBank genome assembly.
AUGACAAAAAUCACGAUUUUUACAGUUCUCGUUUAUGCCAUUCUCAUUUCUGUUGCUUUGACCACUGCCAAUCCUAUUAAACGAGGUAGCGGUAAUGGAAACGGUAAUGGCAACGGAAACGAAGGUAGCUUCAAUGGAAACGACAAUGGAAAUCUCAAUGCGGGUAAUGCUAAUGGAAACUUGAAUGGCAACGGAAACGAAGGUAGCCUCAAUGGAAACGAAAAUGGAAAUCUCAACGCGGGUAGUACUAAUGGAAACUUGAAUGGCAACGGAAACGAAGGUAGCCUCAAUGGAAACAAAAAUGGAAACCUCAAUGCGGGUAGUACUAAUGGAAACUUGAAUGGCAACGGAAACGAAGGUAGCCUUAAUGGAAACGAAAAUGGAAAUAUCAACGCGGGUAAUGCUAAUGGAAACUUGAAUGGCAACGGAAACGAGGGUAGUGCUAAUGGAAACUUGAAUGGUAACAGAAACGAUGGUAAUGCUAAUGGAAACUUGAAUGGAAAUGCCAACAACAAAAACAUGUUGUAG